Messenger RNA from Ascochyta rabiei, 2337 nucleotides. RefSeq lists its product as uncharacterized. Gene Ontology annotation, cellular component: membrane. Gene Ontology annotation, biological process: transmembrane transport. The record is from RefSeq and is a predicted model, not a curated record. NCBI's taxonomy places the organism in Eukaryota, Fungi, Ascomycota, Dothideomycetes, Pleosporales, Didymellaceae. The transcript is spliced from 8 exons. Bases 1 to 2337 code for a protein of 778 amino acids. Gene Ontology annotation, molecular function: myo-inositol:proton symporter activity.
AUGACUAGUCACCCGAUCCAGAAUGAUAAGCUGCACGCCGAGUGGCAGGAUGUUGUCCAUGAAGAGAAUGGCUCGGUCAACGCCACCAACCCGCAAAGCGGCGUCCAAUCCGCGAAAAUCCAAAACCCGCUCAUACACAUGAGCGAGGAUGAAUGUAUCCGCGAAGUCGAUGCUUUUUCAAAAGAGCACAGAUUCGAGGACAUCCAGCCCCUGCUUCGCAAGGGCGCGCUUAUUGCGCGCGACCCUACAAAUUUUGCCACCGUUCCUGGCAUUACCAAAGAAGAGAAGAGUGCCGUUGCAAACGAAGUCUUGCACAAGUGGCGCCAGCCCAAGGUCCUCUACUUCACGAUCAUCCUCUGCUCUAUCGGUGCAGCCGUACAGGGCUGGGACCAAACGGGUUCUAACGGUGCAAACUUGUCGUUCCCAGAAGCUCUUGGUAUUCCUGUCCGAGCGUCCACCCCUCAGAAUCCCAACCCAAACGCUGAACGCAACCAAUGGUACCAAGGGUUAAUCAAUGCUGGCCCCUACAUUGCCUCUGCUUUCUUCGGAUGUUGGUGCUCGGAUCCUCUGAACAAUCUUUUUGGCCGUCGAGGUUGUAUCUUUGUGUCUGCAAUCUUCUGCGCUCUAUCUCCCAUCGUAUCUGCCGUUGCUCAGACCUGGGAACAGCUUCUAGUUACUCGUCUGCUUCUCGGCAUAGGCAUGGGAUGCAAAGGCGCCACAGUCCCCAUCUUCGCCGCCGAGAACGCGCCGGCCUCCAUUCGCGGUGCUCUGGUUAUGACUUGGCAAUUGUGGACCGCUUUCGGUAUCUUCAUGGGCACAGUCGCUAAUCUGGCUGUCAAGGAUACAGGGAAAAUCUCUUGGAGAUUGCAGUUUGGCUCCGCUCUGCUUCCUGCGCUCCCACUUCUAAUUGGUGUAUUUUUCUGUCCAGAGUCUCCUAGAUGGUACAUCAAGAAAGGCAAAUAUCACCAAGCGUACAGAUCCCUCCUACGUCUCAGGAACAACGAGGUGCAGGCCGCUCGCGAUCUAUACUACAUCCAUGCCCAGCUCCGUGUAGAGGCUGGAGCCCACACUGUCAGGAACAACUACAUUACCCGAUUCACUCAGCUCUUCACAGUCCCCCGACUCCGACGAGCUACAGUCGCGUCUGGCACUGUGAUGAUUGCCCAGCAGAUGUGCGGAAUCAACAUCAUCACAUUCUACUCUAGCACAAUCUUUGAGCAGGCUGGCGCCAGCGUGACCGAAUCUCUUAUUGCAUCCAUGGGUUUCGGUCUGGUCAAUUUUGUGUUUGCUUGGCCAGCUAUAUGGACCAUCGACACCUUCGGCCGCCGAACUCUUCUGCUCUUCACCUUCCCUCAAAUGGCUUGGACCUUGCUUGCUGCAGGUCUGUGCUACCUAAUCCCACAAAGUAGCAAGGCUCACCUCGGACUUGUCGCUCUGUUCGUCUACCUUUUCGGAGCCUGGUACUCUCCAGGCGAGGGGCCUGUCCCCUUCACGUAUUCCGCAGAGGUCUUUCCGCUUUCCCACCGUGAAGUCGGUAUGUCGUGGGCUGUGGCAACUUGCUUGUUCUGGGCUGCCGUUCUCUCCAUCACCUUCCCACGCAUGCUUAGCGCGCUCACCCCAGCCGGUGCGUUCGGUCUGUACGCAGGCUUUAACCUCAUAGCACUCGUGAUGAUUUUCCUGUUUGUGCCAGAGACAAAGCAACGAACACUUGAAGAGCUUGACUACAUCUUCGCGAUUCCACAGCGUACUUUUAUGCGCCACCAAUGCUUCACUGUUCUGCCCUGGUGGAUCAAGACAUGGGUUCUGAGGAAGAAGAUUGGCCCAUGCCCUGCACUUUGGAGCUUCGAGGGCGCUGAAGAAAAGGAGCAACAGGAUGCUGUGCGCCGAGCCAGUGUCGGCGCGGCAGGCGAAGACCCCACGCAGAGGAGGUCUAGCAACACAGAGAAGAUUUCGGGGAAGUUUCAGGUCUACACGGGAAGAUGUAGGAGGAACGAAGCGAAUGACGGCACGAACGACGAUGUGAUGGCAAAUAGCAAGAUGAUGUCCAAGCACCGCAAUGGAACACUUUCUGCACUGCAACAUUUGCGUACUCACACGUUGGACAGCACGUUGACCUUGCGAGUGCUGUCCAGUUUCGUACAUAGACCCCUAGCAACAGUCGAAGCUACUGUAGGGCCCUCAUGGGUGGGCAGAUGUGCAUUCCCUGACUGCAACUCGACUGGGCAUGAAAUGAGCACGACACAUGUCAAUGGAAGAAUGCAACGUGCACGGUCUCGACGCAUUGCAGCCACGAUCGCUAUUCGCAUGUUCAGAACAGAUAGGAGUGUGUUGCUGUAA